GGGCGUGGCGUGUGAGGCUGAGACUACCCUGACCUUCAGUCCAGCCUUUUCACAGCGUCUGAGUGAGUUCAUCAUGUUUGUGCGGAUCUUUCUCGUCAUUCUCUCUGUGGCUGCUUUGACUAAAGCAGCUGCUAUCACAGGCAACGGAAAAUCACCAGGGCCUGUUUGCGAAAGAUAUACCUUCCCGAUUUGCACGCGCGAGUAUGACCCUGUGUGCGGCUCCGAUGGGAAGACCUAUCCAAACGAGUGCAUGCUCUGCUUUGAGAUGAGGUUCAAUCAUCUCAACACGUACAUGGUCAGAAAAGGGGAAUGCUGAAACACACCACGAUACCAGCAGUGUUAAAAUGUUCAGUGUAUGUGUGAGCUAGAAAUAUAAUGCAUGCCCUGAUUAUAAUCUGUGAAAGGACAAUCUUUAAUAUGGAAUGUUUUUUUAACUGUUUUAGAUUUAUCAUUUUUCUUAUGCGAUUUGAGUUUUCCGUUUUAAUUCUGCAUUAAAGUGAAGAUCUCCGCCA
Molecule: messenger RNA, 512 nt
Organism: Hemibagrus wyckioides
Lineage: Eukaryota; Metazoa; Chordata; Actinopteri; Siluriformes; Bagridae
Product: trypsin inhibitor ClTI-1-like
Exons: 4
Coding region: 74-316 (80 amino acids)
Molecular function (GO): serine-type endopeptidase inhibitor activity; protein binding
Source: RefSeq, a predicted model, not a curated record